This is a messenger RNA of Paramecium octaurelia, 667 nucleotides long. The record is from the annotation of a GenBank genome assembly. Lineage: Eukaryota; Ciliophora; Oligohymenophorea; Peniculida; Parameciidae.
UGUAAAUACACAGAAUGAAUCGAGAUUUACAGCCACCAUACAAAUUAGACACGGAUUCAACCGAAAGGAUUAUAAAAGAUUUAUUGAUUUAUAAAGAUGCUCAAUUGAAGGUCAUCCUUAAAAAAUAUAUUGAAAUCACUGCACCAUUAGAAACUUUGAGCGAAGAAAAAUUGUAAAUAAAUCGACUAAAUAAAAAGACAAUAAUUGGUUACUGAAUUUUAAAAAGACAUAGCUGUUUAUGAAUUUUAAAUAGCUAAGGCAGCCAGAUAAUUGGAGGCAUAAAAUUUUGAUAGAGAAUAAAAUUAAGAAUUAAAUAAAUCGAUAAGUAAUUUAUCACAGUGACUUUCUUAGUCGAAGGUGUAAAAUAAACUGAUUUGGAAAUAGAGCAUCUGAAAAGUGUGUAUCAGAUUGAAGAAUAAAUAAAAAUUAAUAGAUAACAUUACGAAAACCUAUCAAAAUAAAUAAGUAGUUAUGAAAAUGUUGACACUGUUAUGAAAAAUAUAGAAGCAGCAUCAAUAAAUAUUGAAUAAUUAAAAAUUCAGCACAAAUAAGCUGCAGAAUUAAUUAAAAUUAAAGAAAAAUAAUUGUUUAUGAUGGUAUUUUUUAAAUUAUUACAUUAUAGUUGCACUUAAUGCAGGAUUUAAUUGAGGUCAAGUAUGAAUAAUGA